This is a messenger RNA of Tauraco erythrolophus (red-crested turaco), 612 nucleotides long. The record is from RefSeq and is a predicted model, not a curated record. NCBI's taxonomy places the organism in Eukaryota, Metazoa, Chordata, Aves, Musophagiformes, Musophagidae.
AUGGCUGACAAGGAGGGGGUGACGCUGUCACUGGAGGAGGAGGGGGAGGAUGCCGACAUGGACCUGGAGGGGAACAUCAUGCCCCGGGACGUACCCAUCACUGGGCCCUUUGGAACGUGGUCUUACCGCAACGAUGUCGAUGCCGAAGUUGGGGCUGGCCUGAGAUGCCCCUGGUCUCCUGCGCCCUGCCCGGGCUGCCUGGCACUCGCUGGCUUCUCAUCCCCCACCAUGGGCACUGUGGCCCUCUGUGCUGUUCCGGGGCCCAGGUGCUGUGGCACUGGGCUGGGUACAGGGGGGGUGAGGUCUGUGUCCUGCUGCUUGUCCCUAGAUGCCAGCGUGCCCAACGUGCAGGUGACGAGGCUCACCCUGAUGUGCGAGCAGGCACCAGGGCCCAUCACCAUGGACUUGACAGGAGACCUGGAGAUGCUGCGGGGCCGGGCCUUUGUACUGAAGGAGGGGGUGGACUACAGGGUGAAGGUGUCCUUCAAGGCACCGCAUGGCUGGCUGGCACGGGGCUCCUACCGCGUCCGCUCCCUCGUCACCGAUGAUGACAAGAUGGAGCAUCUCUCCUGGGAGUGGGGCCUCUGCAUAAAGAAGGCCUGGGAGGACUGA